CCUUUGGAUGCGGGUGUCGUUCCUUGUCAUACCUCAUGGCCGGUGAGCGGGGGGAAGACGACUUCGACCUUGUCACCACACGACUCCCGACCGAUGACGACGGCACGAGCGAGGGGACGUCCGUCAAAUUGUCAGGUGCAGACAUGCCAGCACUGUAUUUGGCGCCGACAUACGACUUUGACGACGCGCUCGGGCUACUCGUCAUCGGCAAUGCGUUCGGCGAGCUUACCCUGUAUAGCUUCAGCGCCGUUCCUCCACGGACACUGGCGGGCAGCCUUCAAGGGAGCGGGUUCUCUGAACUAGGCGACAUGGAGCUUUCUAAGGUUCCCGUCCCGUGUGACACAACCGCACCGUUCCCGUAUAGCGGUCCGCGUUACCCGCCGACGGAUAUGCUGAAAGAGCGCGCCGUAUCGUGGCGUGAAGAACGGCCUUUAGAGCAUCCAAGAUGGAGGUCCGACUGGUCCGCAUUGCUUACUUCCGAUUCCAAAAAUGACCUCAAGAGUAUUCCGGUGUUCCAUCCGGUCAACCUCAUUCCCUAUCUUGGUCGUUACGCAUACGAGAUGGAGCAUACGCUCAAUUACUUUGGCACGCUAACUCCUCUCGUCUAUCAAAAAACGGGCAUGAAUGUCCGCACGCUCUUCAAGGCCGGAGGGCUCUUCUUUGUGCUAGCGCACGACCCGGAAUACGAUAUGGUGAUCCUGCCGCAAGGAGUGGAUGUCAGGACAGCUGUCGAAAUAUUGGAAGCCGAUCUAUUAGGCUUACCGUUCCUAAGCAUUGCGCCCUGCUUGGAAGCGUACGACAUACAGUUUCUGCCCUUGGCGAAGUGAGAUACCGAGCUGGAGACGUCUG
This is a messenger RNA of Phanerochaete carnosa HHB-10118-sp, 849 nucleotides long. RefSeq lists its product as uncharacterized. The record is from RefSeq and is a predicted model, not a curated record. NCBI's taxonomy places the organism in Eukaryota, Fungi, Basidiomycota, Agaricomycetes, Polyporales, Phanerochaetaceae. The coding region runs from base 36 to 827 and encodes 263 amino acids. The transcript is spliced from 2 exons.